This is a messenger RNA of Nymphaea colorata (pocket water lily), 3129 nucleotides long. RefSeq lists its product as uncharacterized. The transcript is spliced from 2 exons. Lineage: Eukaryota; Viridiplantae; Streptophyta; Magnoliopsida; Nymphaeales; Nymphaeaceae. The coding region runs from base 1 to 3129 and encodes 1042 amino acids. The record is from RefSeq and is a predicted model, not a curated record.
AUGGAGAUACCCGAGCAAACCAUUGGCCGACUUGGCAACUUAGAACGUGAAUUCGGCCAAUUCCGUAGAGACAUGGACAAGGCCGAAAAUCAUCGUCGGCGAGAAAUGGAUAGGCAGUUUGGUGAUCUCCAAAGAGACUUAGCCGAGAUGAGGAAGAACCAACAGAAAGAGAUGGACGAAGUCCGAGCAAUGUUUAGGGUUCUCUCCUCCAACCAGCAACAAGGAGCAGAAAGGGCUACUCAGGGCCCGAAUACUCGACGCGACAAGGGCAAAGGUUUGCUAGUCCCACCGAACUAUCAAACCGACACUGAGGUCGAUCCCGAUAAUAUCUCGCAUAUUGGGACGAGUACUGAGGGAGGGCGAAGAAACACUAUGGCACCCCCUCAGGAGAGGUAUCAACAAGAUACCUACGGUGAUAGAACUCCCCGUGCCCCACGUUUCACACAUUGUAGUCAGAAUAUGGCAGAAUUCACCUCAGAAGGGGAGCAAGACGAGUCCCCAGCUCGUCAGAGAAGAGGACAGCGAUUCUACCCUUGGCAUGAAGAACGACGGACCCCAUCAGUCCGCUACGAGUUCCCUAAGUUCAAUGGGGAGCACCUGCGUGAAUGGCUCUUCAUGGCAGAGCAUUAUUUCUUAUGUCACCAUGUCCCCAAAGACGAAUGGAUAGAAAUAACUACGGCUAACAUGACAGGGGAAGCCACAACACAUUAUUUAUGGUUUGACCACAACACGGAUGAACCAACGUGGGAAAAAUACAAGGCCAGUCUUCAACUGCAAUUUGGAGACUCUACUUUUAUCGACUACGAUGAGGACUUGAAGAACUUAGUCCAAACCACUACCGUGCCUGCUUAUAAGAGGCAGUUCGAACGCCUAGCAAGCAUGGUCAGAUGGCCGGAAAAGGCCCUCAUCGGCGCAUUCAAGGGAGGCCUUAGGAGUGACAUCAAGCGAGAGAUGAAAAUCCAUCGCUUUGAGAAGCUAGAAGAAUGCAUCACCAUGGCACGUCUAUAUGAGGAGAGAAUCGAGGGGAGAAGAGCCGAGAAGAAGGCUCACAAAUUCGAUAAGCAGAGGAAGAGAAACUCCUACCCCUCUGGUUCUCGCAACAAUAGAAAGGAGUUAGCUCCCUACAAGAAGGGGAACGACCCAUGGCCCUACCACAAUUCCAACCAAGGGCAGGGCAAGAAACCGCCCCUAUGCUACCUCACGCCUCAGCAAAUUGAGGAAUACAGACGAAACGGUCUGUGCUACAGGUGUGAGGGAAAAUGGAACAAAUAUCACAAGUGCCCAGCCUAUUUCAGGGUGCAAGUGUUAAGUGAUGUAGAUACAAGCUCGUGUAUAGAUAGCGACUCGUCUUCCAGUGCGUCUUAUGAGUCCAGCUCAUCCUCGUCUGAAGAGGAAGUAAUCCAGAAGCGUAAACCAAGGAGAACCGAGAAAAAGAAAGAGGUUGUUAAAGAAGAGACUCCUACUAAGGAGGAGAAGCCUACCGAGGCUGAGUCUCUUCAUUCGAUACAAGACCCAAACAAACCCAACUCGUUUCGGGUAUUUGGGAGGAUCAACGGCAAAAAGAUCCUCAUAUUGUUGGAUAACGGGGCAACUAGAAACUUCCUAACAGAGGAAGCAGCCAGAAAAUGCAAGGUCCCCUUGGUAUCCAGUCAACCCCAAACGAUAGUCGUGGGAGGGGGCCUGAGGCUGAAAUGCCUAAGCGAAGGGAAGAACAUGGAAGUGGUAAUAAAGAAAAAGCCCUUCAAAAUCGACUUCCUAGUCAUUCCCCUAGACGGCGUCAAUUUGAUUCUCGGUAUGCCCUGGUUUUUCACAUUGGGCAUCAUUUCAUGGGACGUGAGGAAAUUCAGUAUGACCUUCACGCCCGACGGAGAGACAGAGCCGAUGACUCUACAAGGGAUAACGAGCACCACUCGUCCCAAGGCUGCCUUACGAGUCAUUGAGGCAGCACAACCAGCGUGUUGGGUGAUGGCACUCGCUACAGACGUGUCAGCAAAGGAAGAGCAAGAAGAAAUUUUGCCAGAGCGAAUACAGACGGUGUUAGACCAAUAUAAGGACAUCUUUGAAAAACCUAAGGGUCUUCCUCCUCCUAGAACAUACGAUCACAGGAUCAUUAUGACACAGGGAGCCGAACCUGUAAAUGUGCGUCCCUACCGGUAUGGGUACAACCAGAAGGCUGAGAUCGAGCGUCUGGUUAAAGAAAUGCUUGAAAGUGGCAUCGUUCAACCCAGCAGUAGCCCCUUUUCUUCCCCUGUUCUACUAGUGAAGAAGAAGGAUAAUACAUGGCGCUUUUGCGUUGACUAUCGCGCUCUGAACAAAGCUACAGUGAACGACAGGCAUCCCAUACCUGUGAUCGAUGAGCUAUUGGAUGAACUAGCCGGAGCCACCAUCUUUUCCAAAAUCGACCUUAGGGCCGGCUACCAUCAAAUCAGGAUGCACCAGGAGGAUGUCCCAAAGACCGCAUUCCGCACGCAUGAUGGCCACUACGAAUUCCUAGUCAUGCCAUUCGGUCUUACUAACCCCCCUGCAACAUUCCAGAGAUGUAUGAAUGACGUCUUUCGACAUCGCAACGAGGAACUGCAUGAACAACAUCUCAGCAUAGCUCUUCAAGUGUUAAGGGAUAACCAGUUGUAUGCAAAGCGGUCCAAAUGUAGCUUUGGACAACCAUCGAUCGGUUAUCUGGGGCACAUCGUGUACCAACAAGGGGUUCGGGCAGACCCCGAAAAAUUGGACGCCAUGCAAAGAUGGCCACUGCCUAAGGAUCUGAAAGGUCUCAGAGGCUUCCUAGGCUUCACAGGAUAUUAUCGGAGGUUCAUUCAAGGUUAUGGGCUUAUUGCACAACCUCUAACGCAGAUGUUAAAGAAAGGGGCCUUUCAAUGGUCAGAUAAGGCUCGGGCGGCCUUCGAAAGCUUGAAACACGCCCUUGUGACUGCUCCAGUACUUACUCUCCCGGACUUCAACAAGACCUUUACCAAAGAAACAGACGCAUGCGAUGUUGGAGUGGGAGCCGUGCUUGGGCAAGACGGACAUCCAAUCGCUUACAUGUCUAAGGCCCUCACCAGUAGGGCAAAACCUCUCUCAACUUACGAGAAAGAACUUCUAGCGAUUGUCUUGGCCAUAGAAAAAUGGUGA